UUCUAUCCUUUCAGUUCCUCACGCCGUUUUCUCCUCCUUUUGGCUUUACAGCCCAGAAUACCCAAGCGUCGGCUGCGUCGCUGCUACUGCCGCUAGCUACGCCGGUCUAGCUUCGCCCUUACCAAGCUUGACUUACGAUACGCGCAAGCCACUUCCGGCGCUAUGAAGAAUCCCGUGGGCUGGCUGCGCCCAAGCGAGGCACCUGUCGCUGAACAGGAAGUGCCAUCCGAGAAGGCGGCGAACGACAAGGAAGCCAACCACGCCAGCAAUGCCGUCAAUGCUGCCGAUACCGACCGCGAUUCGGAUGAGAUCUCGGUGAACGCCCAGGCCGGCGUGCAGGAUGUCGAAGCCUUCGCCAAGGUCUGGACCAAGAGAGAUCUCAUCUUGGCCUAUGUCACCAUCUGGUGCAUAUUCUUCGUCGACGCCAUGCAGCAGGGCAUGUCCACCAGUCUCACGCCGUACGUGACGAGCGCGUUCCAGAGCCACUCCCUGACGGCGGCCACGAGCAUCUUCUCCAGCCUCAUCGGCGGGCUCUUCAAGCUGCCCCUUGCCAAGAUCCUCGAUAUCUGGGGCCGGCCACAAGGCUUCAUCGUCAUGAUGAUCUGCCUGACCAUUGGCCUCGCCAUGAUGGCCGGCUGCAACAACGUCGAGACCUACGCGGCGGGCCAGGUGUUCUACUGGGUUGGGUACAACGGCAUCACCUACUCCAUCUCUAUCUUCAUCGCCGACACCUCGGCCUUGAAGAACCGAGCCCUGAUGUUUGCGUUCGCCUCGUCCCCCUACAUCAUCACCGUCUGGAUUGGUGGCCCUCUCGCGAACGCCUUUCUCAACGGACCCGGCUUCAGAUGGGGUUUCGGAGCCUUCGCCAUCAUCACGCCCUUCAUCUGCUCGCCGCUGCUCGUCCUGUUCUACAUCAACUACCGUAAGGCCCGGAGAAUGGGCCUUAUCCCGGACCGCAACAGCGGCCGCACCUGGAUGCAGUCCUUCAAGCACUACUUCAUCGAGUUCGAUAUCAUUGGCCUGAUCCUCAUCACCGCGGGGUUGGCUCUCUUCCUCCUCCCCUUCAACCUCUAUAACAGACAGCCCGAGGGAUGGAAGUCGCCCAUGAUCAUCGCCUUCUUCAUCGUCGGCGGCCUGCUACUGAUCGGCUUCGCCCUGUUCGAGCGCUACCUGGCGCCCAAGACCUUCAUCCCCUACGAGCUGCUGAUGGACCGCACCGUGUUCGGCGCCUGCAUCCUCGCGGGCGCGCUGUUCGUGUCCUUCUACAUCUGGGACAGCUACUUCCCCUCGUUCCUGCAGGCGGUCAACAACCUGGACAUCACCAAGUCGAGCUACGUCACCAACAUCUACAGCAUCGGCUCGUGCUUCUGGUCGCUGGUGGUCGGCGUCGCCGUGCGCGCCUCGGGCCGCUUCAAGUGGCUGGCGCUCUACUUCGGCGUGCCCGUCACCAUCCUGGGCGUCGGGCUGAUGGCCCACUUCCGCCAGCCGGACGUCAACGUCGGCUACAUCGUCAUGUGCCAGAUCUUCAUCGCCGUCGCCGGCGGCACGCUGGUCAUCUGCGAGCAGAUGGCCGUCAUGGCCGCCACCACCCACCAGUACAUCGCCGUCGUGCUCGCCGUCGAGGCCAUGUUUGCCAACGUCGGCGGCGCCAUCGGCUCGACCGUGGCCGGCGCCAUCUGGAACGGCGUCUUCCCCAGGAAGCUGGCCGCGCACCUCCCCGCCGAGUCGCAGGGCGCCCUGACCGACAUUGUCGGCUCGCUCAACGUGCAGCUGUCGUACCCCGUCGGCUCGGCCACGCGCACGGCCAUCCAGCAUGCCUAUGGCGAUACCCAGCGGCUGAUGAUCAUAGCUUCGACCGUGGUUCAGGUCAUUUCGCUGGUGUCGGUCAUUGUGUGGCGGGAUAUCAAGGUCAAGGAUUUCAAGCAGGUUAAGGGGUUGGUUGUGUAGGGUUCUCUUUUGUGUGUUCAAAAAUUGGUGUCGGGGGUUUUGUUGUUGCGCAGCGUGGGCCGGUUCUGAUAAGUUUGUGUGGCUUAUGACUUAAGAUACCCGGAUUACACUACCUU
Messenger RNA from Chaetomium strumarium, 2063 nucleotides. Its product is annotated as major facilitator superfamily-domain-containing protein. Gene Ontology annotation, molecular function: transmembrane transporter activity. Bases 163 to 1947 code for a protein of 594 amino acids. Gene Ontology annotation, biological process: transmembrane transport. Gene Ontology annotation, cellular component: plasma membrane. The record is from RefSeq and is a predicted model, not a curated record. The transcript has 2 exons. NCBI's taxonomy places the organism in Eukaryota, Fungi, Ascomycota, Sordariomycetes, Sordariales, Chaetomiaceae.